CCCCAAAUUCCCUUCUUUUUUUUUUCUUUUCGAAUCUGAACACAAAUUCCCAAUUACUCAAAACAUAAACAAAACCCAAAAUCACAACUCCAAAGAUGUCCACUGUAAAACCCUAGAAUCCCUAUCAUCUCCUAAUUCCCCCCCACCACACACGAUGAUUUCCGACCCCACCGAGUCUCCUCGCAAGCGACUCCUCGCCGAUCCCAAGCCCAAACACGGCUCCUCCUCCUCCUCCGCCCCGGCCGCCGCCCCACCGUUCGAUUUACCGGACCGAAAGAAGACCAGAGACCUCCCCAACUUGUCCGAUUGCCACAGCUGCGGGCUCCACACCGACAGCACCAACCCUAGAGUCAGGCUCCAAACCCUACCCAGCUUCUGGCGCGUCGUCCUCCUCUGCCGGCCCUGCUUGAACCGCGUCGAAUCGGCCAACCUGUGCUCGUACUGCUUCUCCUCCGUGGCCGAUUCCGACUGCCACCGGUGCCGGGACUGCGAUCGCCGCGUCCACAAGGACUGCGUCGUCAGGUAUAACUGUUCUGCGCCUUGGUCUUAUUGUUGUGGUCCUGAAUUAGGGCCUUUUAGGGUUUGUGUUGACUGUUGGGUCCCGAAAUCGUUGAAAAAUUCGAGUAGGGUUUGUAAAAGGAGGAGGAGGAGGAGUAAAACUCAAUUAGGGUUUGAGAAUUCGAGGAAAUCUGGGGGCCUGGAGGUUGUGGUGAACGAUGCGAAAAGGGUGGUGGAGAGGAAAGCUAGGGUUGCGGUUAAGACAAAAGAGAAGGCCUUGAGAAAAGCUGUUGUGGCUAGGAGGGCUGCGGAAUUGGCGAAUGGGUUUUUGGAUCUCGUUGCUAGGAAAGAUGGCGGUGAGUGUUCGGUGAGCGUUAGUAGUAGUGGUUCUGAAACGACUGCUGCGACUACGACCACCGGUGUUGAUGCGGAACUGGCGUUUUGGUUGCAUCGUGCUAUGAACAGCUCACCGAGGAUUUCGAGGAACUUGUGCUUGGUGAAUUCGAGUUGUUUGCCUGUUCCAAGAUUACAGAAAGGUAUAGGAAAUUCAUCAGGGUCAAGGGGGAGUCGUAAUGCUAUUGUCGGUGGGAAGAUGGAGGAAUGCCGCAGUCGUAAGUUGAUUGAGGAUACUGAUGCAAGUGUGGGUUCAAGGGGGAGUCCUGAUCCUAGUGUCAGUGGAAAGAUUGAGGAAUGCCCUAGUCAUAGGUUGAAUGAAACCAAUGACGUAAGGGUUUCACAACCUGAAGUCAAAGUGGUGUAUGUAAGGCGUUCAGGUAGUGGUCGUACUAAUUCGUGUAAUUUAAAGCGGGGCAGAUUGGUUUACACAAGGAGGUGUAAAAAGGAUAAGGGAUGUCAGGAAAAAGGUGGAGUGGUGGUUGGAAAUCGCAAUACUUGUGAUGACAGUAGCCUGAUAUUUGAGCCUCAGACUCGCCAUAAACAAGAUGAGGCGGAGUUUGAGUUGCAUCUAGAUGAGUCUAGGAACCCAAAUCAACAGAAUUGCGAGGGAAAUGGUCCGAUGCUGAAUGUUGAAAGAUACAAUGGGAAAACGGAUCGCUAUCUGUUGAAGUACAGCAAGAGGCCACAUAAGGAGUUGGAGUAUGCGUUGCAUCCAGAUGACACUAGGAACCAAAAUCAUGUGAGUUGCAAUGGAAAUGGUAAUAUGCCACUUGACGAAUGUUGCAAUGGGAAAUGGGAUCGGUAUAUGAUAAAGUACACUAAGAGGCGUGUUGUGUUGAAAGCAAUUUUGGACGAUGAGACGAAUUUUCAUUGUGACGAUUCUAGUGUUGAAAGCGAGGAUAGAGCUGUGGGAGUGGGUCUCUAUCCGAAUUGGUCCGGGGAAUACAGGACAUUAUCUGAUGCUUCCUUUCAGUCUUCCACUGUUUCUCUGGAAGCUUCAGCUUGUGCACAUGUUUUAUCAGAAGACCUAUCAUGAGGCAAAGAGAGUUGAAGGGAAGUACAAUAUGCUGGGGAAUGACUUGGAACACUACCAGAUGUGCCUACCACGGCAGUGUUGGAUGCCAUGGUAGUUUGCUCUUUUAUCCAUGUUUUGAAGGAGAAGUAACACUUGCAUAAUUUACAUGUCAAGCAGCACGGUUCAGCAGCUUAGCUUUUGGAUUUGAGUCUUGCAGAUUAUGGAAGAGAAAUUUCUCAGAAUAAAGGAAUGGAGAUCCUCUCAUGUGACGAAAAAUGGAACUUACCAUGGUGUUAUUCGACGAUCUGACGAAAAAUGGAACUUACCAUGGUGUUAUUCGACGAUCUGAUUCGUAGGCCUCAAUGUAUGUCAUUCAUGUGGAAAGUAAAGUUCAUUAGACAUUACUCCUCCGUUCUUUUUUAAGUGUCCUAAUUUGUAAUUCCAACUUAUUAAAAAGACAUCAUUAUUACACAUUUCACAUCAA
Molecule: messenger RNA, 2393 nt
Organism: Rhododendron vialii
Lineage: Eukaryota; Viridiplantae; Streptophyta; Magnoliopsida; Ericales; Ericaceae
Exons: 2
Coding region: 155-1930 (591 amino acids)
Source: RefSeq, a predicted model, not a curated record